This is a messenger RNA of Strongylocentrotus purpuratus (purple sea urchin), 3708 nucleotides long. RefSeq lists its product as uncharacterized. The transcript has 8 exons. The record is from RefSeq and is a predicted model, not a curated record. Gene Ontology annotation, cellular component: plasma membrane. Gene Ontology annotation, biological process: neuron projection development. Lineage: Eukaryota; Metazoa; Echinodermata; Echinoidea; Camarodonta; Strongylocentrotidae. Bases 735 to 2456 code for a protein of 573 amino acids.
UGUUUGAGUGCUGAAAGCCAGCUAUCUUCGAGCGUGCAUAUCCACUAGUAUUCACACACUAAGUGGAUGCUACUGCAGUAGUAUUAGAGAUGUUUUUAUAAGCACAAGUGCAUCUGUAUACAGCGUUCACUGUGUCGCUGUAUUGUGGUAAAUCUCUGAAUGGUGUUUUUGAAUGUUUCUCCAAUGACAGAGUAAAUCGGUCUGGUGAGCAGUGCAUGAUGACAUUCGUAAGCGAUUACUGAUAAAAGGACAUUGCGGAUCAUUUUUUUCUUUUCAUCUCAAAAUAGAAAAUAAUGAAUUCAAGGAUUUCCCCCUGAUUUCAAAAUGUAAAACUCAUGUUGCUCCUACAACUGAGGAACAGCUUUGAAGAAAUCAUCAUAGCAACAUAAUUUCAUGACAAUGCGAAUAAAAAUAUGUGUAAUCAUAAUCAAUAGAAGGUGAAAACGCUAUGAACUAUAAUAAAAAGAAAGUAGACAUGAACGUGUAUGAAGAGUGAUCCGUGUGGGUCUAAAAAUACAAUCAAUCGAGAUAAACAAAACAAUAAUCAUAUUUGUUGAUUCCGUGCCUGGCGACUGACCUAAAUUUCCCUGUACCAGUUGUGGUCAAUUUAUCACCGAGCUUGUCAUCUGAGUUGAACAGAGGAGGAGAUCUGGUUACUAAGGAAGCCAUCAGCAGGUCAUAGGUCAUACACAGAUAACCACGGCAGGUCAAAGGUUAGCCUGACAACCGUCAUCAUGGACGGGGAUCCGGAGAGGCACCCUGGAGAAAAAGAAGAACAGAAAUCUUCAUGUAAGCACUACUGUGAGCGAGUAGCUUGGUCGUCUAUCGUAGCCUCUAUCCUAACCGUGAUCGGUGUCGUGUUGGUAGUCGUGUGCGUAGGUUUUAACAGUCGAUUAGCUGGGCCACUCUUCAGCAACACUUAUAUAGAAGAGGCAGUUUAUACUUGGUUCUCGUGGAUAGAGAUAGGUGCUUACGUUGGACUGGUGCUAAUGGUUGCAUUGGUUAUUCUCUUCUUCUCUACUGGUUGCAUGGCAACGGGAUAUCAGAAUGCAUCAACAUGGUGUGCUUUUAACAAGGCUCAAACAGGCAGACGACAGCUGACUGCGUUUAUAAUCGUGGCAUACGUCGUCAAUCUAGGCUGGUAUGUCUUCUUGUUUGGUUCGGCUAUACCUACUGUAUUCUUCAUGAUGUUACACAGUGGAAUCUGUACCAAUGCAGUAUUUACCGCCUCUACAUGUCUUGAUCUCAGGCAGUUUGGCCUCGCACCUCCAAGUCUCCCAGGAGCAAUCAACAGCACCUUGAUCUGUGAACAAAAUCUACAGGCCAUCUGUGACAGUAACCUUCAAUCAAACUUCAUCCUUGGAAUAAUUGGAUGUGUUCUUGUCCUAAUCGGCAUGAAUCAUUUCAUGAUGAGCAUAGCGGGUAACUAUAACUGGUUGAGAUUACGGAAACGACGACAGAAGCUGACGGCUGGUAAGAUCAACCGUCGCUCAGGAACAUACGAUCUGAGUACGAGCCCAUACACGGAGAGACAAGAAUCCCAAGAUUCCAACGCUCAUCUUCGUCGAGUCAACCUCCAUCAUGGAUCAUCAUCGAACAUCUUGACGUCAUCGAACACAUCUAUUCCCACGGUGGCAGCGAAUGUGCCUCCAGCAGUGACCACGAUGUCGUCGACGUUUUCGAUGCCGGUGGCGCCAUCGUCGAGGAGCGAACCAGCUUCGAACUCGUCUUCCAUGCAGUCGUCAAAGAUCUACAAUCAGACGUAUGGAUUCGAUGAUGGUGGGUUUGGACAGCAAAACGGUGGGAGUACGCGUGUCACCUUCGCCGACGCGAAGCCGACUUCAACUGCGGCUCCGAGAUCGAACAUUUCGAACGCUGCUCCGAGAUCGAACACUUCAAACGCUAAUCUGAUACGGUCAACGGGAGAAGAUAAGAACGAUCUCAGUAAAUAUGCGGAUAGGAGCUACGACAGUGGCAGUCGAUAUGAUCAUCACAAUCCCGCUUUCGAUGAAAACUAUUGGGAUCAGCAACAAUAUGCUCCACCUGAGCAAACUGAGAGGGAUAACUAUUACAGCAGAGGUUAUAACAAUUCUUCUAAAACCAACGGUACAGCGACGAGCUACGACCAGGGAGGCUAUAACAAUUCUUCUAAAACCGACGGUCCAGCGACGAGCUACGACCAGGGAGGCUAUAACAAUUCUUCUAAAACCAACGGUCCAGCGACGAGCUACGACCAGGGAGGCUAUAACAAUUCUUCUAAAACCAACGGUCCAGCGACGAGCUACGACCGGGGAAACUUUAAUCAAGGGUAUUAUAAUAAUUACGAUUACGAUGCGGCGGAUAAUGCAGGAGGAUAUCAAAUGGCGCCGAUGUCGUCAUACGGACAGGACAACUCACAAUCGUUAGCUCAAGAUCGAAAAGCAAUGGGAAAUAACUUUUACGAAUACCAACUCUAGUCUUUUUUUUUUGUAUACGUAAAUUGUAUUCAAAUUAUCACGAGAUAGUAGACUAGAAGGAAUUAUUUACCAACGAUUUGGCAUCAGCAAGAAAUAAAGUAGAAACCGAUGAUGAAUCUGUGAUCAUUUUCUAUAGGUCUUUUAAGACUCAAGCAGACAAAUGCUAUCAUGGGCAGACUAGGACCGAAUUUCGCUUGGGAAAUUUCGAUCUAACCGGCCCACUAAACCUGGAGAACAGAACAACGGCCCUCAGAUCACAAGCCAAAAAUCAGGCGACCCAGUGGGAAACUCCUUAUAGCCAGGCGGCCUCUGAAGGCGUGGCACCAUGGUGUCCCUUUUACAAUAAUUUUGUUGAAUAAAUUAAUUCACUUUACAAAACUUCCAAUAACAAUUACAUUCAUGUCGAGAGAAUUUUAAGUAUUAAAGGAUUCAACCCCCCUACCUUUAUCAUCGAUGCCCCUGGUACAUUAUAUUGUAUUUUUAGUCCCCAUAAUCAUUAUAAAGCACAUGUAUUUCAAACUGCUGCAAUUUUUACCAAAGCAUCUUGUUUUUACUAUGUACCGGUAAUCCAUUUUCACAACUGUACAUUUUUGUUCAAUGUUCGCAUUUCAUGUUUGUAUAUUUCGGUACAUUGUGUGUGUAUAGUUAAAUUCAAUGGAAUGUAUUGUCUUCGAAGUGAAUGUUUACCGCCAAUUACAUGGAAAUAUGUCUUCUUAAAAGGGUUGUCUUCUAUACUGGGGGCGAAUGCAUGCCGCUGUCAUUAUGUAAUGCUUCCGAAUUUUGGAAUUAUAAUUUAAUUCUUCCAUUUAAGUCAUACCUAUAAUAUAUAUCACAGCGAAAGUUUUGAAUUUUUCUUUUAAGUUCUAAAUUCUUCAAUCUAAUUCAUAAUUAAUUUGCUUUGCAGCUAGAGUUUUGAAAACAGGAUCGAAUUUCUAAACACAGCGUAUAAAUCUCUGUCUCGAUACAAAUACGAAAAAGUGCAUUUCUAGAUAUCUGACGUGUCACAAUGCCAAUCAUCUUUUAAAACUCAGAGAUUUUUUUCAAUAUUCUAUUUUAUUACGUUUUUUAGAGAAGAAAAAAAAAUCGUAAAAGUACGUACUGCUUUAUCUUAUAAUUAAACAUGAGUAGCCUAAACAGACACAGUCAUAACAACAAAUUAUGUGUCGAUAGUAUUAUGUGCAAACAAAAUGUCUCAAUAUCCAUUUUUGAUGUACGCCAUUUUUUUUAAAUAAAUCAUUUGAGGAAGUUAAAA